CAAGAAGCAAACAUUACGACAUACUUAUCAACUCGUACAUGCGCAGUGGGUCCAGCUUUUUAGGCCAGUUACUAGCGUUCCAGCCUGAUACUUUUUAUUGGUAUGAACCAAUAUGGUCAUACCAUGGAGUGUUCUAUUUCCUUGGAAAAUAUGUUUGCGUUGGGAACAACACAUGCGGGGACUUUGGAAACGAGAAAAUUGAACUCGUUAAUAACCAGCUGUACAACAUAUACUCGUGCAAUCUUGGCUCGACAAAAGCAGCCUUAACUAACAGUGUUUCCCCGUAUCAUUCAGGUGUGAACUGGAAACCUUACUUGAACUGCCUUGGCAAGAACCAGUCAGUGUCAUUUUGUCUGACAGUAAUGGAAGAUGUCUGCAAACGAUCAAAACACCGGGCAACUAAAAUUGUUCGAUUAACAGUCGAUAACUUGGAAUAUGUUCUAGAGAAUCGACCGAACUUAAAGGCUAUUCAUCUUAUUCGAGAUCCACGUGCAAUCAUUAAUUCAAGAAUCGCCACAAAGUGGUAUAAUUUAAGUGAUUCGGAACAAACAGUUAAAAGUGAGGCACGUGAGCUAUGCAGUAGGAUUAAAUAUGACUUAAUCAAAGGGGAAAAGUUAAAGCAAAAAUAUCCUCAAAGAUUUGCGUUUGUGAUGUAUGAAGAUUUGAAAACUGAUCUUAAUUCUAAAAUAGAAAUGUUACAUUCAUAUUUUGGCAUUGACAAGUCAGUCGUGAAAUCAAAAUUAAAAAAUAUUAAAGAUAUGCUACAGAUGGACCAUAAGGUGAACAGGACACAGGGGGAUUACACAAACUGGUGGAGAUUUCAAUUAAAUCUAAGGACAUUAAACAUUAUUCAUAGCGUUUGUGGCAAUGUAUUGUCAUGUUUGGGAUACAGAAUGUUUUCAGAUGAAUCUGACUUAAAGAAUGUGUCAAAGAAAGCAUUUAUCUUUAAAAAAGAGCUAUUGAUAAGUAACCUGAACGAGAGCCAGUUCUAUGAUUUUAAGACUUCGCAUAACCAAAGGCAUUAUAGAAGGGAAAUAGAUAUUAUUCCAAAGCAAGGUUACAAAAUCACAGAGCACAAAUAUCUUUUAAUUUAGAGUAAAACAAAUAAAACCGUUCGUUUUUAACCCUUAAUGACAUCGUUUUUAUUUCAAUUUGAGAUAUGUUCACCUUUCUUAUUUUCAUUGUAUAUAAUUUAUCUAGGGAUGGUUCUAUCAUCAAAUUUUAAAUGUCUGUAUACAUUUGGACCAUCUAUCUUGAAAUCUAAACAUUUUCACCUACGACGCUGUCAUUUUGUCGGAUACUGUCAAAGGUGCACAAGCAUCAAUGAAUAAUAUACAACGCUAUUGUGAAUCAAAG
Mercenaria mercenaria is the source of this 1356-nucleotide messenger RNA. RefSeq names its product carbohydrate sulfotransferase 1-like. The transcript has 3 exons. NCBI's taxonomy places the organism in Eukaryota, Metazoa, Mollusca, Bivalvia, Venerida, Veneridae. The record is from RefSeq and is a predicted model, not a curated record. Bases 39 to 1094 code for a protein of 351 amino acids. Gene Ontology annotation, biological process: sulfur compound metabolic process; N-acetylglucosamine metabolic process. Gene Ontology annotation, molecular function: N-acetylglucosamine 6-O-sulfotransferase activity.